Messenger RNA from Sturnus vulgaris (Common starling), 5608 nucleotides. The record is from RefSeq and is a predicted model, not a curated record. NCBI's taxonomy places the organism in Eukaryota, Metazoa, Chordata, Aves, Passeriformes, Sturnidae.
AUGCCCGCGCCUUGUCCCGCUCCGCCUGGUCCCUCGGCUCCCGGCUCCUGGAGCCGCUCCUUGGACCGAGCCCUAGAAGAAGCGGCGGUCAGCGGGACGCUCAGUUUGAGCGGCAGGAAGCUCCGGGACUAUCCGCGGGCCAGCGCCGCCAACCACGAUCUCAGCGACACCACCCAGGCUGACUUGUCACGGAACAGACUGUCAGAGCUCCCAGCAGAAGCUUGUCACUUUGUCUCCCUCGAGACUCUUAAUCUGUACCAGAACUGCAUUCGAUAUAUCCCAGAGGCUGUUUUGAACCUACAGUCUUUAACGUUUCUAAAUAUCAGUCGAAACCAGCUUUCAACAUUGCCAGUACACCUCUGUAGUCUACCACUAAAAGUUUUGAUAGCAAGUAAUAAUAAGCUGGUUUCAAUACCUGAAGAAAUUGGACGGCUCAGACAGCUGACAGAGCUUGAUGUGAGCUGUAAUGAAAUACAAACAAUACCUCCACAGAUUGGCAAUUUGGAAUCCUUGCGAGACCUAAAUGUCAGAAGAAAUAAUUUGGUGCGGUUACCUGAAGAGCUUGCUGAGUUGCCUUUGAUUCGAUUAGAUUUCUCCUGCAAUAAAAUAACAACAAUACCAGUAUGUUAUAGGAACCUCAGACAUCUUCAGACCAUCAUGUUAGAAAACAACCCUCUCCAGUCCCCUCCUGCACAGAUAUGUAUAAAAGGAAAAAUUCAUAUAUUUAAAUACCUGAACAUAGAAGCAUGCAAGAUAGCUCCAGACUUGCCUGAUUAUGAUAGGAGACCCAUGGGAUUUGGAUCAUGCCACGAGGAGCUUUAUUCCAGUCGUCCCUAUGGAGCACUUGAUUCUGGCUUCAAUAGUGUGGACAGUGGAGACAAAAGAUGGUCAGGGAAUGAACCAACAGAUGAGUUCUCAGAUCUCCCAUUACGUGUGGCAGAGAUCACUAAAGAGCAGAGACUGAGAAGAGAAAGUCAAUACCAAGAAAACAGAGGAAGUGCGGUUGUAACUAAUGGUGGAGUGGAACAUGAUCUCGAUCAGAUCGACUACAUCGACAGCUGUGCCACAGAGGAGGAGGAGGAGGAGGUGAGGCAGCCCAAGUGCCUGGACUCAGACAGCCUGAGCUCCCAGUUCAUGGCGUACAUCGACCAGCGGCGGAUCUCCAACGAGAGCUCACCAGUAAAGCCUGUAUCCAUCAGAGAAUACCAGAGAACAGAGGAUACAAGACGACAUUUACAUCAAAACAGGGAUACAGAUGAAUUACGAAGACCUGAAACUCUAAAUUUGAUGCAGGACAGAGAGCAUCACCAAGUACUAAGGAGUUAUGUGGACAGGACAGAGAGACCCCUGCCUGAUUCACCUUAUUUUCUCUCGCUAUCAAGUCACCACACCCAGGUGCCCAGCACGGAUUCGGAGCUGCAGCGCCGGCACAUCGAGCGCACGCGCCGGGAGGCACAGCUGGCAGCCCUGCAGUACGAGGAGGAGAGGAUGAGGACUAAGCAGAUGCAGAGAGAAGCUGUGCUUGACUUCGUUAAGCAAAAAGCCUCCUUAAGUCCUCAGAAACAAAGUCCAAUGGAUAGUGAGUGUCCCUUUCCAUCCAGAAGGUCUCAGCAUACUGAUGAUAGUGCCUUGUUAGUGAGUGAUGACAGAUCUACCAUCUCCCCUGGCUCACCUACUGCUCAGACAGUCCACCUUUCCCCUCCAUAUCCUGGCCAUGCAGCCCCGCCUUCCUAUAGAAACCCUUCCCAGCGACCUGAGAGUUUCCUUUUCCGAACAGCUGUCAGGGAUGAAGCCAAGAAAGCUGUUGCUUCAUCCUCUACCUGUGCCUUGUCUCCUGCUAAUGAUCCUGCAGAUCCUCGAGUGAGACAAAACUCCAAACAGCGGGAGGAGGAGCUGGAGCUGAUAGAGCAGCUACGCAAGAACAUCGAGUCGAGGUUGAAGGUGUCCCUGCCCAGCGACCUCGGGGCGGCUCUCACUGACGGCGUCGUCCUGUGCCACUUGGCCAACCACGUGCGGCCCCGCUCUGUCCCCAGCAUCCACGUGCCCUCCCCUGCUGUUCCUAAACUUACAAUGGCAAAGUGCAGACGAAACGUGGAGAAUUUCUUGGAAGCUUGCAGAAGGAUUGGAGUGCCUCAGGAGCAAUUAUGUUUGCCUCUGCAUAUUUUAGAAGAGAAGGGUUUGACACAGGUAGCUGUGACUGUCCAGGCGCUCCUGGAGCUGGCACCCCCAAAGCAGCAGCCACUUCACCACUUGUCUGCUGUGUAAAGACCUCCGGGACCUUUUGGGUUACCUUGGCUAAGCAGAAGGACCUGAAGACUUUACUGCCCAUGCAGUGCAUCCAAACACACAGAGCUCUGUUCUAAGGAAAUGAGUUUCCGUGAUUCCUGACAGGAAUGUUUUACUUCAUUUCUCCAUUUUUUUUGGAGAUCACAACAGUUUCCAGUAACAUUUUUUAUUACCAAUAUUUUUGCCCCUUAUUUAAAAUAAUGAGAGUUCAUUGGGAGGAGGGCAGGGAAUUCCAGUGGCUGGCUGUUGGAGCCAGCUGUAGAAACUGACCUUGCAGGAUGAAGAAAUGGAUUUAGAGUUUGGAAAGCAAUUCCUAGGGGAAUUCGUAAAAAAAAAAAAAAAAAAAAGGGUGUUGCUGCAGUGGGCACACAAGGAAUUAAAUUUCUUUCCUUACCCACAGGGUGCAAAGAAAUGGAGUUUCUUUGCCUCUAAAGAAUGGCUAUUUCUAUUAAAAUAUUUUUUAAAUUGCAUCACACAAUCUUAACCUGCUGUGCUUGAUAACAGGGUUGAACCUCACAGACUUGUCACUUGACUUGGCAGGUCCUCAUUACUAAAAGUCAAAGACAAAAAAACUUUUUUUUCCCCAGUGGAAAAAUUACUGCAUGUUUUCUCUGCCAGAAACACCUUAGUAAAAGAUACUAAGUCACAUCUAUUCAAAUGGGAUUAAUCCUAUCAGCAUUUUUGCUGGGUUCACUUUCUGUUUGGGUUUUAGCAUGUCUUUAUCUGAACACUUUUCCUACAGCAGUGGGGGGAGAUUGCCCUUGUCUUCACAUCCCCUUCUAGUGGUUUUAUGGGAUCACCAGAAUCCCAUGCAUUUCCCUGCAGUGGGAACAGUGCCAGCCUGCCCUGCUGGUCAUUAGAAGCCCUACCAGCUAAGGCAGCUCUGAAGGGUUAGACAAGGCUUUCAGUAAACCUCUUUAUUAGUUGGAGUUUAUGUAGAGAGAUGUGCUGGUUUUACAGAACUGCUAUUACUUCAUUCCUCAUUCCUUAACAUAAAAAUGAAAAAUCACUCUACAGAAGUGGGAGAGGCAGCUGACAAAUUUUGCAUUUUCCUGGAAAGCUGAUAUGCAAAAUAAAGACAGGUCUGUAUGCUCUGGUCCUAGUGACAAAGCCAAGCUCACUACCAGAUCAGUUAACUUCCCCCCCCCCACGAAAAGGCCUCACAAAAUCCAGCUUUCCACCAACUCAGUUCCUUUGUCAGGUGUUGCCCAAUUUAAAGCAUCCCUGAACAUUUUGCUAUUAAUACAUGGUACAUAAGUUCUGAAAGCAACUCCAAGCAUCAGCCAUAUUUUGUCUGGGAUAUAUUUGAAGUAGAAUACACCGAGAGCAUUUUAUGCAGAUAAAGGAAGAAGAAAUGGCAACAAAUUAGCUAAAAGUCACUUUUGCAGAAGUAAAACCUGCUGUGGGAGCUGCCAAGGACUGGUCUUAGCUGCAUUUUUUCCCUUUUGAUUUGCAGUUUUGUUUCUAUUUUGUUUUGCUUCAUGUAUUUCUUUGAAGGGCCAUUGUGGGGGUUGUUGAAUCCCCUAUUUCUCAUAAUUAUUCCAGUUGCUUCUUUUCGGCAUUGGUUAGUCACAUUCCAAGAGAAGACCAGCUGGAAGGUGUUUAAGGGUGCCCAGCUGCAAAGAGAAACCUCCUCAUGCUGGGCAAAUACAAUGCCCUGAGCCCUGCAGGAAAUGGAAAUGCCAGGAACUCACAGUACCCACAGGAAGAGCAGCUCCACACAGGCAUUCUCGCCCCCUUAAGUAGUUUUUACUUAAUUAAGUUUCACUUAAUGCCAUUGGUGAGGAGCGUUGGUGAUUCCCACAGGGUUACACAGAGGUGUCUGAAGUGUCUGCUGCAGUUUGCUGGGGGGAAGAUGCUGCCACUCGCAGGCAACACCACAGACACAGGCGGAGUGUUCCUGGUGUGUUUGCACGUAAUUUGAGAGAGAGGGAGGCACUGACUUCAUCUUGGUUUCCAACAUCAGGUCACUUGUUGUUACAGGGACAGUUGCAUUUAGCAGCACAACCCAUCAUGGGCUAAAAACCCCUGUUUGAAGAAAACCAUUCCCUUCAUGGAAUUGCGAGGGUGUGGUGAUUGCUCCAGCACUUAGGGAAAGUGAAACUUAACAGUAUUCUGGUUGGUGGACAUUUUGUCAUUUAAUAACCGUAGUUUUUAAUGGGGUGAGGGCUCGAGUCUGACCUUCAAGGAAGAGCCAUUUCCUCUUGCCCUGUGUGGCUCAGAGCCGUGAGUGGCUCAUGGCCACCUGUGGCUGGAGGCCGGCAGGAGGCAGAGGGUCCCUGGCACCGGGUACUUUGUUAUGAGCAACAUUCGCUCUGGCAGUUUCAUUGUAGGUAAUUGUGUUAGUUUGACAUUUGUAAUCUUAUAUUUUCAGGCUGGCAAGCACUAUAUCUUGUCCGGGUGCUAAGGACAAAAAUCCAAAGCUAAAGUUUCAUUAUACGGUUUACUUAAUGUGUUACACCAAACCCACUUCAGUUCUGUCUUGCAAAAUGCGUUAGGAUUUUUCAGUGUAGUUACGUGCAAUUUUUGUUGUAUCCCAUGAGAAGAGUAUUUGAAAGAAAACAUAUAUAAAGUUCUAUUCUGUGUUUUAAAGCAAAGAAGAGACGGUUCUUCCUCUUCGGGGCAUUUGUGUGCGUUGGAGAAUGUGGGAGGGAUCCACCUCAGUGUUUGGCGCUGCUGGUGUUCCUACACUGACUCCACGGUGUCACACUCCAUCCUCAAACCUGGCGAGCCCUGAGCAGUGUCGGAGGCUCUGCAAGGACACACACUCCAGGUGUAGUGGCCCAGGCACUCGGGAGCCCCUAAUGGCACUGGGGGGCCAGGGGAGAGCAGCUAGGGGUCCCCCCUUUGAAGGAGAGGCUUUUGUAAAGGCCCCGCCCCCUGCUUAAAAUCCACCAGGGACAACUCCUUACAGCGCCAGAGCACCUCUCUUGUUCUUGGUAAUAGGAUGGCAAAUGGUAUUCUUACCCCUUUAUGACUAUAAAUGGUUCUUUGAAAAACUGUUUUAGAAACAGAGGACUUGUAAGGUGAAUUUGGACAUCAAAAAAUUCUUUUGUAUAGAUAUUGUGAUGUUCUACAAAGUGAUCUAAUUUUGUUAUUUCUGAAAACAGUGUAAACGUGUAAGUAAUAGAGUAAAGGAUUUUAAAGCUUCAUCCCAUGCUGUAUGUCUGUAAAUACAUUCCAUAAUUUCUGUUACAUAUAAAUGUGUCUGAAUAUUGUAUAUUUUAAAUCGCCUGUAUUCUGCCAGUAGUGUGAACUUCUAGCACAUUGAUAAUAUAAAAGGAAACCAUGGGUAUUUGAAAUAAAGUUUUAAAACUUACAU